UUCAGCUUUUCCCCUCCGAUACGCAGCUGAUGGCGGCAUUCAGGGAGCUGUGAUGAACGAGUGUUAAUAAACCGCGUAUUUACCAUUCGACCCAAAUACAAAAAUCGACAUGUAUUCGCGUAUGUUGAUUAGAGGUACAGCUGCCGCUGUGGCUGCGAGAAGAAUUCGUUAUAUUGUGGGACCUGUUAUGUCAAAGGGUUUGAAGUGCGGAGGGCUUGAGGUCAAACACCUAAACAGCUCUACAGGUGACACUGUGACGAUAGGAGACAUCAAGUACCAGCUCAAGACUCCCAAGAACCCUGAGCUUGUUCCAGUAAAUCACACGUCCGAGUCCCUCCCACAGGCAGUAGCACAGCACCUUCGCUGGAUCAUGCAGAAGGACCUGCUUGGCCAGGAUGUGUUUCUCAUCGGCCCCCCUGGGCCCCUGCGCCGCUCGGUUGCCAUGCAGUAUCUGGAGCUGACCAAGCGGGAGGUGGAGUACGUGGCCCUGUCCAGAGACACAACCGAGAGUGACCUCAAACAGCGCAGGGAGAUCCGCUCCGGCACCGCCUUCUACAUAGACCAGUGUGCGGUGCGUGCGGCGACGGAGGGCCGCAUCCUGGUCCUGGAGGGUCUGGAGAAAGCCGAGCGCAACGUCCUGCCCGUGCUGAACAACCUGCUGGAGAACCGCGAGAUGCAGCUGGAGGACGGGCGCUUCCUCGUGUCUGCCCAGCGUUACGACGCGCUGCUGCAGGAGCAUGCCAAAGAGGAGCUGGACGCGUGGAAGAUCGUCCGCGUGAGUGAGGAUUUCCGCGUCAUUGCGCUGGGGCUGCCUGUCCCGCGCUAUAAAGGCAACCCUCUGGACCCACCCCUGCGCUCCCGGUUCCAGGCCAGAGAUGUCUACUACCUGCCCUUCAAGGACCACCUUGAUCUUCUGUACCAAGCCGGACCACGUGUGCCAGCUGAAAGAGUUUCUCAGCUCUUGUCGUGUGCUACGACUCUCUGCUCUCAAGAAUCCGCCAGCCUGGGCCUUCCUGAUUUCCCUGUGGACAGUUUGUCAGCUGCCGUCCAAGUGCUGGACCUUUUCCCCAUGGUCUCCACUCAGCAGCUCAUCCUGAGAUUGUACCCCUACCAGACCAUGCUGGGCACGGAAGGCCGUACUGCUGUGGAGGGUGUGCUCCGUCGCUUUGAGCUGCUGGAUGGGACUAGGCAGGCGUCUCCGCAGGCUGUGGUGUGUGUGGAGCAGGGGCAGGGUGUGAUCCCGGGAAAGGCAGCAGUCACCCUCGGGAUUGCUGACACAACCGUCACCAUCCAGGUUCCCGCGGGACAGCGAGCGCCUCGUCCGGCCAACGCGAGCGCCACCUUCAUCAGCACCCCUUCACACGCCCGCAUGCUCGCCGAGAUGAUGCAAUCUCACCUCGUCAAGGACAUUUGCCUCAUUGGGCCCAAGGGCUGUGGCAAAUCGGCAAUUGCCAGAGAGUUUGCUGAGAUUCUGGGCUACAGCACUGAACCCAUCAUGCUCUAUCAGGAUAUGACAGCACGGGACCUGCUCCAGCAAAGGUACACUCUGCCUAACGGUGACACGGCGUGGAGGCCGGCCCCGCUAGUCAGCGCGGCGCGGGAGGGCAAGCUGGCGGUGUUGGACGGCAUCCACCGGGUCAACCUGGGCACCCUCGCUGUACUGUCCAGGCUGCUUCACGAGAGAGAGCUGACCCUGUACGACGGCUCUCGGCUGCUGAGGUGGGACCGCUACCGGGCCGUUAAAGAGGAGCUCCACCUGACGGACCAGCAGCUCCAGGACAGGUGUGUCUUCCCUGUCCACCCGGCAUUCCGCAUCGUGGCGCUGGCCGAGCCGCCCGUGGUAGGCAGCAGCUCACAGCAGUGGUUGGGCCCUGAGGUUCUCACCAUGUUCCUCUUCCACACGGUCGGAACCCUGGCCAGGGAUGAAGAAGCUGCCAUCAUUCACGGCACGACCCCCCAUGUCCCUGGAGAAGCAAUGGAGCAGCUGUUGCAGCUCACACACAACCUGAGACAAACCAAAGACCCGACAGCCCAGUCUCUGGCCUCCUCGCUGUCCACCAGGCAGCUGCUGAGAAUCUGUCGCCGUCUGUCUCAGUAUCCUGAGGAAAGCGUUGCUCACGCUGUGAAUAAAGCCUGUCUGUCCAGGUUCCUGCCCAGUCUGGCACGCUCCUCUCUGCAGAAGAACCUGUCAGACUGCUUGAUAGAGGAGCGCACUGACCCAGCAGCGGAGCAGAAAGAAGACCACACCUGUGUGGUAAGAGAUGGCAUUCUCACCCUUGGCAGGAUCUCUGCUCCGGUCUACAGCCCUGAGGAGAAGACCAAGGUCCCUGACGUGCUGUUUUAUGACAACGCCCAGCACAUGAUGGUGAUGGAGGACAUGCUGAAGGACUUCCUGCUGGGGGAACAUCUCCUGCUCGUGGGCAACCAGGGUGUGGGUAAAAACAAAAUAGUGGACAGAUUCCUGCAUCUCAUGAACAGACCCAGAGAAUAUCUGCAGCUCCACCGAGACACCACAGUGCAGACGUUGACUCUACAGCCCUCGGUGAGGGAUGGGAUCAUUGUGUAUGAGGACUCCCCUCUGGUGAGAGCGGUGAAGCAAGGCCACGUCCUGGUCGUAGACGAGGCAGACAAAGCUCCCACUAAUGUCACCUGCAUCCUGAAGACCCUGGUGGAGAGCGGCGAGAUGGUCCUGGCUGAUGGGCGACGGAUCGUUUCAGAUCCUCUGGAUGCUGUGGAGAGGCCUGGAGUCAUAGCCAUGCACCCAGACUUCCGCAUGAUCGUUUUAGCUAACAGACCGGGGUUUCCCUUUUUGGGAAACAACUUCUUUGGCGCGCUGGGAGACAUCUUUAGUUGCCAUGCGGUGGACAACCCCAAACCCCAGGCCGAGUUCUCCAUGCUGAAGCGUUACGGGCCGGAUGUUCCGGACGUCGUACUGCAGAAGCUGGUGGCCGCGUUUGGAGAGCUGCGCACCAUGGCAGACCAAGGCACCAUCAGCUACCCCUACUCCACACGUGAGGUGGUGAACAUCGUCAAACACCUCCAGAAAUUUCCAGAAGAGGGCCUGGCUAAUGUGGUGGGGAACGUAUUUGACUUUGACUCCUACAACAAAGACACCAGGGAGGUUCUGGUCACAGCUCUGCAUAAACACGGCAUUCCUAUCGGAGCCAAACCCACCAGCGUCCAUCUGGCCAAGGAAUUGCCUUUGCCAGACUGUAAGAUGGUUGGAUAUUGGACCGUUACCCAGGAAUCUAGCACCUGCAGGAACCUGCUGUGCCCUACCGAGUCCCGUCGUAUAGAUAUCAAGGGCCCUGUGUUCCUGCGAGUGCAGGGGUAUCCACUGGAGAGGCACGAAGCCCGGGCCCUGAACUUCACAGAGGAGCGCGCCCAUUGGCAGAUCCCCAUGAACGAGGCCAACAUCAUCUGUGACGUCACCACCGCUAACGGUGUCAUUUACGUGGCCUCAUGUAACCCUGUGGGGCUGUACGCCAUGCGGGACGGGGCAGAUGAGCUGCGCUGCAUCGAGCUGUACGACGUCUUCCCUCGCUCCAUCAGUGCAGUCUGGCAGCCCUUCAUCACCGUGGCAACUCUGGGAGGCCCACUCGAUGGACAGGUGGUGCUUCAUGAGGAACAGAGCAACACAGUGUUGCAUCUGGACCUGGUGACUGGGGCCGUGAGGAGACUGGUCUUGUCCCAAGCCAAAGAGGAAGGACCUGUGUACAAAAACUCCACCUGGUGGAACACCAAAGACAGUCAGUCGGGGUACCGAAUUUGCCGGGAGUUUGCUCACAAGAACUGGCUCCUGUUCUACAAGGCUGAUGGGACUUGGCUGGAUGUCCUGGAUGUGCUGCAGGGCCAGGUCCACACCAUCUCUCUUCCCAUCAGCCUGAGGGCUGUGUUCCUGGUGACCGAGGACCACUGGCUUCUCAUUGAAAGCAAGACUGACAGGAAGUUCCUGUUGACCAAGCCCACGCACAUGGGCACGGAGGAGCCUGGCGUAUGUCAGCUGCACACCGUCAGCGAGGAGGGCAUCAGCACGGGCUUUGGCACCAGCUCCGGAGCAGAGCCUGCCGUCCCUCACGAGGUCUCCAGUGAGCAGCUCCCUAACGAGAACCUCAGCGCAGCCCUGGGGCAGAAGAUCGUCUCGCCCAACCGCCUCGUCUGCAGCCCGUCCGCCUACGCUGACAUCGUUGUGGGCUUUCCGGAGCUCCUUUCUCCGAGUGAGGUGUACAGCUUUAAGAGGGCACGGUCUCUCACAGAGGGCAGAGGUCGCGACCUGUUUUUUGGCUCAAGUCACCGCUCAGGACCAGCAAAGAGGGUCAACUGUGUCACUCUGGUGCAAGCCAAUCAGGUGGUGCGUGCUCUGCCCCCUACCCAGGUGCCCCUGGGGGACAUUUAUCCUAAAGACGUCACCCCACCAAUGACAGCAGCUUACCUGGAGGUGACAGAUCUGAAUUCCAAGAAUGUCAAAUAUAUACCAGUGCCAAGGACCGGGUCGAUGUCUCCCUACACGGCAUGGAUCUCGAAAUUGUCCGACACUGAUGUGGUGAUCGCUCCGUUGGGCUCUGGCGGGGUAGUAACUGUGGACAUGGGAGGCUAUGUGAGGCUGUGGGAGACAGGCUUGGACAAAUUGCAGCGCUCGCUGCUGGAGUGGAGGAACAUGAUUGGCUCUGAGGAUGGUCGUCCUAUACAGAUCACCGUUCAGAGAGACAGCGGCCUUGAUGCCAACUCGCCAAAGCAUGGCAAAACCGACCCCAACAACGCACCCCACAUCGGAGGCAACCAGUGGGCAGGGGCCACUGGCGGUAGGGACACAGCGGGGCUCGGGGGGAAGGGAGGACCCUAUCGCCUGGACGCCGGACACAAGGUCUACCAGGUGUCCCAGGAGGAGAAGGACGCGGUGCCCGAGCACGUCAAGAGAGCCGCACGAGAAAUGGCCGAGAAGGCCUUCAAAGAGAGGCUGAAGGAGAUUGCGAUGAGUGAGUACGAUGCAGACACCUACCAGCGCAUCUCCAGCGCCGUGCGCCGGCAGGUCCAGUCCCUACGCAUCAUACUGGACAGCCUGCAGGCUAAAGGGAAGGAGAGACAGUGGCUAAAGAACCAGGCGCUUGGAGAGCUGGAUGACGCGAAGAUCAUAGAUGGGCUGACUGGAGAGAAAGCCAUUUACAAGCGCAGAGAAGAGCUGGAGCCGGAGCUGGGCUCUCCACAGCAGAAGCCCAAGCGCCUGCGUCUGCUGGCUGACAUCUCGGGCAGCAUGUACCGCUUCAACGGCGUGGACGGACGUCUGGAGCGCUCCAUGGAGGCUGUCUGCAUGGUGAUGGAGGCCCUGGAGAGCUAUGAGCACAAGUUUAAGUAUGACAUCACAGGCCACUCAGGCGAUGGCUUUAACAUUGAGCUGGUCACGUGCGAUAAAGUGCCCAAGAACAACAAACACAGACUUAAGGUUCUGAAGACCAUGCAUGCACACUCUCAGUUCUGCAUGAGUGGUGACUACACACUGGAAGCGACAGAGCACGCUGUGCGAGAGCUUGCCUGUGAGGAGGCCGAUGAGCACUUCGUCAUCGUGCUGAGCGAUGCCAACCUGGAGCGCUAUGGCAUCAACCCCGAACGGUUCGCCCGUGUCCUCACCGCAGAGCCACAGGUUCACGCCUUCGCCAUCUUCAUCGGCUCUCUGGGGGACCAGGCACAGAGGCUCCAGAGGACGCUACCAGCAGGACGCUCUUUUGUUGCCAUGGACACUAAGCAGAUCCCCCAGAUCCUGCAGCAAAUCUUCACGUCCACUGUGCUGUCCAGUGCGUGAGCGCACCAGACCCCCAGCAGGUGCUCCAGGACUGAGAGGGCUGCCCCCUGCCCCACGUCUGCAAGGGAGGCUGUGGUGGGCUUGCUUGCAUCCUAUCAGGGAUUAUUAAUCAGCAAAUAAUUACCUGACAUUAGAAUGUAUUUCCUAAAGAUAGGAGUUAUGAGUAAUACAUUGUUAAUACAUUUUAAUUUUCUUUUUUCUUUGAUUGAGAAUUUCAUGAAAAUUUCUUUUGAUUUAUGUCAUCUUAUGUUUUGUUUUAUUUUUUAAAGAGGCCAUGGUUGUGUAAAACCUGUUAGUUUUCACUCUUGUUUAUCUGGGAUUUCCCAGGAUCCUCUCCUUGCCCCGUGAUUUCAGGGUGGGCCCCUCCUGUACGUGGCAGGGAAAAGGCAUUCCCUAACUCCAGUGCGUCUCCUCCAUAAAACCUCCUGAUCUGAACAUGUCCUGUAGCCCCUCCAGUGUCUGUGUGCAGGGCUUUAGCAGGGUCAGUGCUCACAUCCACAGCAGACUUGAAACCAGCUCGCGUUAACGGAAAAGCAGAAACAGAAAAGUCAAUAAGAAGCCCAGAUGAAGCGUGUGCAGUUUUGGCAGACAGAGCCAAUCUAUUUUUACUAGUGUGGAUUAUAGUCUUUUGUGUGUCCCGUGUUGUCCUGAGUUUCCUGUCUCUCCCAAC
This is a messenger RNA of Electrophorus electricus (electric eel), 6467 nucleotides long. RefSeq names its product von Willebrand factor A domain containing 8 (gene vwa8). The record is from RefSeq and is a predicted model, not a curated record. Gene Ontology annotation, cellular component: cytoplasm. NCBI's taxonomy places the organism in Eukaryota, Metazoa, Chordata, Actinopteri, Gymnotiformes, Gymnotidae. Gene Ontology annotation, molecular function: ATP hydrolysis activity; ATP binding.